This is a messenger RNA of Dimorphilus gyrociliatus, 3150 nucleotides long. Lineage: Eukaryota; Metazoa; Annelida; Polychaeta; Dinophilidae. The record is from the annotation of a GenBank genome assembly.
AAUUAACGUUUUACAUAUCUACAUUACUCAUCUGAGUCGAAAGUUCCAAUUCGUUAAAAUUAGAAAUGAAAGUGGGUUUUAUUGGUGCCGGUCGAAUGACCUAUGCCUUAUGCAAGGGGUUUUUAAAGUCUUGUAAGUAUCUCUAUGGAGUAUUACUGUAUUAAUCAUUCGAAUUAUUAAAAUAUCCAAAUAAAGCGUUUGCUAUUUUUGUUAAAUUGAUAAAAAACUGUUUAUGAGACUUUUGUUUUUUUGCAUCGUCUUCUUUCAUACAAUCAUCUAUCCAAAAGACUAAUAGAUAAGAGUACCAUAUAGUUAGAGCGUUAACAUUAUAAUAAGCUCAUUAUUACGUUAUUGUAAAAUAUUAUACAAGAUAUUGCAUCUUAAAAUUAUUGCGUUGUCAUUGAAAAGUAUAGUUGCCACAUGGCUUUCUUUCAAUGAAUGUUUCACUUCUUUUUCCCGCCAACAUUUAAAAAUAGAAUUUUAAUUUGUACUAGUAUAUUACAGUAUUAAUUAUAUAUAAACAUGUUUCAUUUUAUUGUUAGCACUUGUAAAACCAUCAGAAAUAACUGCUAGUGACCUCAAUAGAUCAAAGUUGAGAGAAAUAAAGGUAUAGUAAUUGAAAAUGCUUUUAAUUAAUUAAAAUAAAUAAAUUUAAUUAGAGCUUUCGUAUACAAUGUGCAAAAACAUUGCGAUCGCACUAGAAAUUUGUAUAUAAUCUUUUCUUACGCGAUUUUAUUCAGAUUUGUUGAUUAUUAUAUAUCAGUACUAAUGAAGAUGAAUAUAGUAAUGUGCAUAAAAUGUGCCUAAAAUGCUCAGAUGUUUUAAAAUUUUAGAUCGAAGAUUCUUCUUAUAUUAAAAAUAUGGCAGCACGUAUUUCUCUUCCUGAAAAUACAUAUUGUAACUGUUAAACAUAGGAUAAUCAGACCUAUUUCUAGAACAUCUCGAUAAAUAUGAGUCAUUUUGCAACAUUUUGUCAAAAUAGUCACCAUGUGUUGAUUAGGCUAGCGGAACAAAAUUGACAUUAGAAGAGAGAACAGAAAUUCUCGUCUUAUCAGAAGAAGGCAAUUCUGCAAGAGAUAUUGCUAAAAAAAUGAAGAGGCAUAACUCAACAAUCUCUUGACUCCUCAGCAAUCCAGAAGGUUAUGGCCUAAAGAUGAAGAAUAGAUCAGAAAGAAAACUCACAGUGGAACUAUUAGGAAGAAGAUAGAAAGCACUACCAGUAAUAAGUAGAUUUCGGCUAAAAGAAUAAAACACCAGUUGGUUCUGCUUGGCAUUAACCAAAAAAUUCGAUGUUUUAAAUGAACAUAACCCAAAAUAUCGAAAAAUAUUAAAAAGGCCAAAACUUUUGAUGAUAUGGGGAGGAGUUGUUACCUAUGAAUGGAAGACUUCUUCCUAUGCAUUUAUUGGGCUGAGUAUGUAGUCUGCUGCAGGAUAUAGCCCUUAUACAUAGGGUUCUUAAAACAAAAAUCUUUUUGAUAGAAGAUAUUAAAAAAAUGAACUGCCAUAAAAUUCUUCAGAUUUCAACAUUAUUGAAAACAUCUGGGGAAUGAUGGCCAAAAGAGUAUAGGAAAAUUGGAAGUAGAGUUGAAAACAGCCAUCUCUGAGGCCUGAACUGAUUGUAUCAGCCUCCUAUUUAUUAAAAGCUGUAUUGAUUCCAUACCAGAUAGAUACAGACUGUAUUUGGCAAAUAAGGAAAAAAAUACAGAAUAUUAUGCAGAUUAAUAAGUAGAUUUUAAAGGAAGACAGAUAUUUGUCGUCACAUUUUAAAAGUAAUAUAUAUAAAAGAAAAUCUUUGAUUUAGAAGAGCAAGAAAUCUGAGCAUCUUGGAUAUAUUUUGCUCAAAUGACUAUACUCAUCAUUACUAAUAUAAUAUACUAUUUUUCCAACAGAUUUUAAGACAGUCGUACCAAAAAAAAAGAUUAUGUACAAAUUUUUAGUGCUACCACAAAUUGUUUUGCGCAGUGUUUGUACAUUAUACUGUAUAUUAGUACUAUUAUUACAAUUUAACACAGAGGGACCUUGGUAUCAAAACUGCUGAAAGUAAUGUAGAUAUCGUUGGUAAAAAUAAAGUGGUAUUUUUAGCUGUGAAACCGAAUAUAAUUAAAGACAUUUUAACUGAAAUUAACGAUAAAUCAAGUAUAGAAAAGGCAUUAUUCGUUUCUAUAGCAGCCGGUGUUACAACACAACGAAUAGAAAGUGUAUGAAUUAUUACUUAAUUAUUUAAUUAACAACUGGUUCUCUUUUUUUUUUGGUAAAAAAUUAGCUUCUUCCGGAAAAAGCAAGAGUAAUUAGAGUAAUGCCAAAUACUCCUUGUUUAGUUCAAUCGGGUGUUUGUGUUUUUACGAGAGGUAAGCAUGCUAAUGAAAGUGAUGCUGAUUUAGUUACGGAAAUGUUAAAUUGCGUGGGUCUCGUUGAAGAAAUGCCAGAAACUUUGAUGGAUACUGUUACCGGACUAAGCGGAAGUGGACCAGCUUAUGCCUUUGUAACAAUUGAAGCUUUGGCGGAUGGAGGAGUAAAAAUGGGUUUAAACAGAGAACAAGCCUUGAGGUUGUCUGCUCAAACUUUAAUGGGUGCGGCUAAAUUGGUCUUGGAGAGUGGUAAACAUCCGGAAGUUCUUAAGGACGAUGUCUGCUCACCAGGAGGUACGUCUAUUCACGCUCUCCACCAAUUGGAAAAAGGACAAUAUAGAGCAACUUUAAUGAAUGCUGUUGAAGCUGGUACUUUACGCUCAAAGGAGUUGGGUGAACCAAUAUAAACUAAAAGAAACUAUAUAUUUUUUAUUAUUUACAAUUAACAAAUUUACAAAUGAAUUUCUCCCUUUCAACUAUAGUUGAUAUUGCACGAUUGUUUAACUUUUUUCUUAUAUGAAAACGAGACACAAUUGAUCUUUAACUAAAUAAAGUAUACAUUUUAUUUUUUUUACUGGAUGACUGAAUACGAAUUGUCCUUUAACCAAAUCGCUGACAAAAGUGAGAAACUCGUUCUGGACACUUUUUCGUUGACUACUACUCUUUAGUAAAUAAUUGUUAUUCCGACGGAUUGCUUAUCAAUAGUAUUUUCACUUUUAUCAAUAACUAAUUAGCUUUUUCCUUACUAUCACCCUCUCAAUAAUUUCAUAUUAAUAAAGUAAAGGAAAAAACACAACUGGUU